Molecule: messenger RNA, 2651 nt
Organism: Paramecium octaurelia
Lineage: Eukaryota; Ciliophora; Oligohymenophorea; Peniculida; Parameciidae
Source: the annotation of a GenBank genome assembly
AUGUUAAAUUAGGAUGUUGAUUUGAACAUCCAACCGUUCCUUAAUCAAAUUCCUAAGGCCAUCACUCUUACAGAUCAUAGCUUCAGCCUGGAGAAUGACAUGCUUCUUGGAUGGGCUCCAAAAGUUGACUAUAGUAAAUUACUCACACUCAACUUUGCCAAUCACUUAAACGACUCAAUCAUAGCCAAAGCAUUACACAAUAAUCAAUUAGUUUAUCUUGGAUUCAGACCAGAAGACACUGGGCAGAUGCAUAAAUAAUACUCAAAUGGCUCAUCCUAUCCUUUCAAAUAAAUUAAAAUAUUGCAAAGAAAACCCCAAUUACCAUUUCUAGGCAUGAAUCCCAACCUGAGCAGUAGAAUCAUUUUCAAUUCAACUUUUGAGAGUGGUAAUUUAGAUGUUGUAGUCAAGUGUUCUGAAACAGAAUACGAUUUGUAUAUGAGAGUAGAUGGUAACACUAAAGGACAUACCUCAUGGUACAACUUUGAAAUCACAGGAAUGAAGAAAGCUGAAACUAUUCAAUUAAAUGUGUGUAAUUUUCGCAAAUCACGUACUCUUUAUGAAAGAGGAAUGAAACCGUAUUUAUGGAGAUCAACAAAUCCAGAAUGGUUGUAGGGAGGAGAAUAAAUGCAAUAUAAAACUCAUCAUCAUUAACAUUAUAAUUGCUUGUCUUUUAAAUUAGUUUGCAAUGGAGAUAAUGAACUUAUAAAGGUUGCUUAUUGUGUGCCAUAUACAUAUACAUAAUUGCUUGAAUUUUGUUGGAACAUGCAAAAAAACUGUAACCAUGUUGAAAAAACAGUAUUUUGUGAAUCAUUAAGUGGUAUACAAUUACCACUUUACACAUUCAGCAAUGGGAAUAAUUAUUAGAACCAAAAAUGUAUGAUAAUUCAAGCUCGAAUCCACCCUGGUGAAUCGAAUGGUUCUUGGGUUAUGUAAGGAUUAUUAGAAUUCCUGUCUAGUCAGUAGGGAUUGAAACUGAUCAAGAAGUACUGAUUAUUGAUUAUGAAAUAGGUGUGUAAUAAAGGUUGUACCUAUGAUGAAUCCUGAUGGAGUGAUUUUGGGAAACUAUAGAACAGGGAUAGCAGGUAAAGAUUUGAAUCGCAGGUUUAAGUUGACAGAUCAGAUGCUGUUUCCUACAGUAUGGGCAAUGAAAAGAUUAGUGAAAGAGUAGCAUAGUAUAUUUGGGAACAAUCUCAUAGGAUUCAUUGAUCUGCAUGGUCAUUCUGGUAAGAAUAACAAAUAUAUAAGUAAAAAAGAAUGUAUUUCUUUACGGUCCUGAAUAUCCAUUGUGGAAUUACAAUUAUUAUAAGUGUAGAGUGUUAGCUAAACUAUUGGGUUAGAAGACAGAAAUGUUUCGAUACUAUUCUUCAAUAUUCAGAAUAAGUCAAUCGAAGAAGUCAACUGCCAGAGGAGUGUUUUUAGACUUGUAUGACAUAGUAAAUUGUUUUACAAUAGAAUCAUCCAAUGGGAGUUAUUAUAAUUCAACUUAGACCUUUGAAUUUACAUGCAAGCACUGGAUAUAGAUGGGAUGGAUAAUAGGAGAGGCAUUGACUGAAUUAGUUGAGAUGCAAAGUGAGAUGGAUGUCAUAUACAAUCAAAAAAAUGAUGAGACUAAAAGAUCAAAUCGAUAACUAAAAAAUUCAUCAUUCAACAAAAAAAGAAGUUUCACUGGUUAUUAAGAAGAUUAAUGUUAUUAAUAAUUUCAAAAUACUAAGUUUGCUAAUCUAUUUGAUGAACUUAAACAAGAUGCUGAUAAAAUGAACAUAUCAGUAUCAGAGAAAGAAUCUGAUUCAUCUGAUGAUGAUGGAAGUGAAACUUAUUUGGAAGACAUAAAAUAAUAAUUAUUACUGUCAGAAGACUUAACGAAAUCGAGAUACAAAGAAAAACCAAUGAUUUCUAUCUUGCAACCUGUUUCAAAAUCAAAAAUAGAAUAAAGAUUUAGUCCCAGAAUAUAAUAAUAAUAAUAGUAAUCUUCACAAUAAUCCAUUCUGCUCAGCAUUCAAAAAAGUGAAAAGAAGUUUAAUAAUCCUUCCAGAUCUGCCCAGAAUUCAAUCAUCAAAAAAGUCUCAUCUAAUUCAUAAUCCAAAAAGUCUACCAAAAUAACUAAUUACAUCACCAACUUUGCAACUGGACAGAAUUCAGCCACCCUUGUAUUUUAAGAGGAUUACAAUCUUAAUUAAUUCCAACCAUUAUAAUAAUUAAUGCAUACCACUUUAUAGAGACCAUCUACUGCAAACUUGGAAGUCACAGAAGAAGACAUCUAAUUUCCUAUUCAAUCCUUUAAUACAUCAAAUUACAAUGUGUUUAAAUAGCACACUAGAUUACGAAGCAAUAUUACCAUAAACAAGUAAAUUAAGGAUCAAAAAAAGUUGCAAUCCAAAUCCCAUCAAACAACACCUCCUUUAUUACAAUAGAUGGGUAUCAAUGUGAAGAAUAAAUUAAAUACCUAAACUAAUUUGGAACAACUAGGAUUGAAAGUCAAACCAUAGCAUUUCUUGGCUCCAAAGAAAUCAGAAGAACCACUAAUAACGGAUCUAUCUAAAAACAUUAAUAGUAUUAUAGAGUCUUAAAAAUCGACCAGACCUCCUAAACCUAAUGUGCCUCCAUCCUUCUACUCUGUAAAAAGGCAUAUGAUGCUUCGACUGAAAAAUUGA